ACAAGUCGGAUGACCUCUCCCCAGUGUCCUGCUGAGAUAUUAUCUCCCAGUUCCAGCCCCAGCCCCCUCCAAACUCUGGACUCUCUCUUUGCCCUGUCCUCCACUUCUAUAAUGGGACACUCCCCACUAACAGGUGAUUCAGGCACCCAGGCCAAGGAGGGUGAUUAGGGUGAGGGCUGCCUCUGACAAACAAGUGCCCAAGCUAGAUGGGCCAGGGACCCUUCUCAACUCCAUCAUCUGCCUCCAGUUCAUCUUCUGGGGAAGUCCUCUUGUCACCUGCCCCUAGAGCCCUCUUCCAGCAUCUCCUAAGCAGGAGAAGCCACACACUGAUGGAGACACCUCUUGAGAAGGCCCUGACCACUAUGGUCACCACUUUCCACAAAUAUUCGGGGAGAGAAGGCAGCAAACUGACCCUGAGCAGGAAGGAACUCAAGGAGCUGAUCAAGAAGGAGCUGUGUCUUGGAGAGAAGAUGAAGGAGAGCAGCAUUGAUGACCUGAUGAAGAGCUUGGACAAGAACCGUGACCAGGAGAUCGACUUCAAGGAGUACUCAGUGUUCCUGACCACUCUGUGCAUGGCCUACAAUGACUUCUUCCUGGAGGACAGCAAGUGACCAGAGCUCAGCCCCUUGCCUGUGGCCUCUGUAGCUCCUCUCACAGACCCUCUGUGGACCCUUGCCCUCCUCUCCCUUCCGGACAGACCCUGCUUCGGCCUUCCUUCUGGCAGGGGAAAUAAAAAUGUUUGAUUCCA
Herpailurus yagouaroundi (jaguarundi) is the source of this 748-nucleotide messenger RNA. RefSeq names its product S100 calcium binding protein A5 (gene S100A5). The transcript has 3 exons. The record is from RefSeq and is a predicted model, not a curated record. Gene Ontology annotation, cellular component: nucleus. Gene Ontology annotation, molecular function: calcium ion binding; transition metal ion binding; calcium-dependent protein binding. The coding region runs from base 207 to 611 and encodes 134 amino acids. NCBI's taxonomy places the organism in Eukaryota, Metazoa, Chordata, Mammalia, Carnivora, Felidae.